This is a messenger RNA of Impatiens glandulifera, 1374 nucleotides long. RefSeq lists its product as uncharacterized. Gene Ontology annotation, molecular function: S-adenosylmethionine-dependent methyltransferase activity. Lineage: Eukaryota; Viridiplantae; Streptophyta; Magnoliopsida; Ericales; Balsaminaceae. The record is from RefSeq and is a predicted model, not a curated record. The transcript has a single exon. Bases 1 to 1374 code for a protein of 457 amino acids.
AUGGAUUUCAAGAUCCUGAAACUGUUUCAGAUCCUCCGUGGGUCAAUAGCUAGACGGUUACUUCUCAGGACAAUGUUCUUUGCACUAGCUAUGGCAGCGAUCUCGUUAACCCAAAUCGUUCACGAUGUUCGAACAAUUGAGCCAAUUGCCAUGAUGAAUUUCGAUAAAUGUUCGUUGAAUAUUGGCUACGUGAAUCACUCUGCUCAUGUCCUUCCUUUCGUUAGCAGCUCGUCUACAUGGGCUCGGUUUAUCGAAACCGAGAAUGUGACUACCAAUGUGUUUAAAGAGCUGUUGGACAAGAGCUUGAUUCAUUAUGAAUCUAAAGCUUUAUGUAUUGGGGAGGAUCAAGAAUCCGCUAUUAGUGCAUUGCACAAAUCUGGAGUAUCGGAUGCAGUUGGUGUCCAUAGACACCCAUUCUUCUCCCUUGCCCGAAAAGGAUUCGUAUAUGAGCUUGAAUUUGGUGAUAAUCAGUUUGAUUUUGUAUUCUCCAGAGCCAUUGAUCGGAUUUCGAUCCCAUCUCUUCUUGUUACUGAAAUCGAACGUGUCUUGAAACCGGGUGGCACAGGUGCGAUGCUAGUUGGUUCCGGAAGCUUCUUCACCGCCGGAUUGAUAACAUCGUCCGCCUCCUUCCUUAGAAAUUCAGACAUAAUUCACCUUUGCGGAAUCGAAGAAUCGUUAACUCUAGUAGUUUUCAAGAAAAGAAUAGAAAACGUCGGUUUGCUCGAGCUGUAUCGGCUUCCAAACGAUUGCCCGUCAAUCAAGGCCAAUAAACCAAUGAUAAAAUACAUGGAGCCGAUGGAUGGAAAAAACGGAAUAACGUAUCUCCCCAAGUUGAUCGAUAUUUCCACGAGGAAGAGGCUUGUGUACAUAAGCAUAAACGUCGGGGAAUUGGUGACAUGGGAUGUAAUGCAGAAGCUUAAGCUGAUGUAUCCAAUGAAGCCGGGCAGUUUCAACGCUUAUGUCAUUGACCAUGAUGCGUCUGCAAUGUCUUUGUAUUUGAAGGAACCCGGGAUCACGUUUGUUUAUCAUCCGGGCCUGGCUGGGGAGGGAAGAGUGUUGGCAAAAGUGAGUGCGGAUGAGUUUCUGAGCGCACCGCAAGAUGAAGAUGAGUUUGAUUUCGUUAAAUGGUUUCAGGAGACCGUGUUGGAGGGGGACUUUGUGAUACUGAUAAUGAAUGCUAGAGAUGUGGAACUGAAGAUGUUGUUUAAAAUGUUUGAGAGCGGGGCGAUAUGUAAGGUGGAUGAACUCUUUAUACACUGCUCCGAUAAUGAGGAUUGCCAGAGUGCCGCGUGUGGUGGAUGUGGUGACUUGUUUGCAGGACUAAGGAAAAGUGGCGUGUUUGCCCAUCGUUGGCCGUCUAGUGGUGGUGGAUAG